Messenger RNA from Dreissena polymorpha, 6606 nucleotides. RefSeq lists its product as uncharacterized. NCBI's taxonomy places the organism in Eukaryota, Metazoa, Mollusca, Bivalvia, Myida, Dreissenidae. The record is from RefSeq and is a predicted model, not a curated record. Gene Ontology annotation, molecular function: protein binding. Bases 321 to 6341 code for a protein of 2006 amino acids. Gene Ontology annotation, cellular component: plasma membrane. The transcript is spliced from 40 exons.
GAGGUAUUCGAAUUAGAGGUUCGACCUCUUAUGCUGGCCUCGUGGAGCUUUUUUACCAGGGCAGGUGGUACGGUGUUUGCGACAAUAGCUGGGGCGGUAACGAUGCUACAGUUGCAUGUCGCUGGCUAGGCUUCUCCAAUCCAAGUAGCAAUUAUGCUGAUUGUUGCCGAAGUGGAAAUUCAUCGUUCAUUCUAACGAAUCUUUAUUGCACGUCAACGGAAAAUACGCUGUACAACUGUAGUCACGCAGGCCUGUUUAAUACUGUGGGCUGUUACAGUAACGAAUAUGCAUAUUUGGCAUGUUAUGGAACAAAAAACAACAUGAUUUGGAACAUCAAUCAACCGCACUUUUACUUGAGAACUACUCAGUAUAAUGAAACCUGGGCCACCGUAUCAUCACCGAAGUUUGACCAUGCAGGUGGCCCCUACAAGUUCAUGUUUAAAUAUCGCAAGACAGGCUCAGAAAUGCUUCAGAUAUGGGCUGAAAAUAUGGCAACCGAGCAAACAACUGUGCUCGGAAAAGUGACCACAACGUCCCAGGAUGAAUACCAGUAUUGUGUGGAUGUCCCAUCGGAUUUGAUUGGCAUGUAUCGGAUCGGAGUGACAGCCUUUGUAACACGGGGUUCUUCAAAUGUCGUCGUUUACGAUUUUCAGAUGUAUCCUGGUCACUGCAAAGCUACAUUUGAAAAACAGAACUGUUCUUUUGAACACGAUUUCUGCGACUACACUGUGACAGCAGGCGGACAUGGAUGUAACUAUCAAUACAAAUGGAAACACACGUCGGGGAGACUAAAAUCUGACCAUUACAUGAUGGCAGAAGCGCCUUUCAAUAUCAGCAUGGGUAGCCUGGACUUCACAGAUUUGUCGCUGGGAAAAGUAUUGAACUCUUCCAGCUGUUUUUUGCGCUUUGCCUACCUCAGUAUGAACUCCUCCACUUACAUGGACGAAAUGAAUAAAGUACAACCAGGAAGGCUACAAGUCAUUGUAAACGACGUACGAACUGAUCUGCUAUCAACAUUUCAUCCCCGUCGAUCGGCUUGGAAGGAACGCUGCGUCGAUGCCUGUGGUUAUGCGACGUCACAACUGAAUAUCACAUUCAGAGCAAUAGCAGUUACUGCUGCAAUCGAUAACAUCUCUCUUUCGAAUGAUCCGUGUGAAGAGCUAGAAGAGGAAUCAAUCGAUUGCGUGUUAAGGAAUGGUGAGAUGUGUGGGUACCAGUGGCCACAAGACAGCCACUGGAAUUGGAAUAGCGAAGGCUAUCUUGUGACUAAUGAGUCAUUCUCGGGCUUGGUGUUGAAUUCUCCGAUGUACACGCCAGUUUCUUCAAACACGUGCGUCAAAAUAACGGCGAGAUCACAAAGUUCCUCAAGUGUCCUAUAUGUAAGCGUACAUGUAGAAAAUGGAUCCAAGAUACAUUAUGACUAUCUCUAUAUGGUUGUUAAUGAAACAAGCCUGCUUUCGUUUAAUGUAUCGAGCUCAGAGAAAAUAUGGCUGGAAUUGUACGUUUAUGUUUAUUACUACCCGUACACGAUAAGCCUUCUCUCUGUGAAUGUGACAGACGGAUCAUGCGCCAUCACAGAAAAACAUUGUAGUGGACAGUCAGUUCUGUGUGAUGACACAUGUUAUCCACAGCUCUACAGAUGUGAUGGGAUACGUCAAUGCAAUGAUGGAACUGAUGAAAUCAAUUGCCAAUGUUUAAAUUCCACCUACACCUGUGCCAGUGGGGAAUGUUUCCACCCGGCCCUCAGAUGUGAUGGUGUUAGGGAUUGCAAGGAUGGGUCGGACGAAGAUUGUGAAUCAAUGGCAAGUGUAACAUGCGAUUUUACUAACGGUACCUGUAUGUACUACCUCCACAACGUCGACAUUCGUGAUACUUCUAUUUACUACGGGUAUUAUCAACAACUAGCCCAGUAUGGCAAUAUAGCUUAUAUGGAAGAAUCGAUGGGCUACUUGAGAUCUGCUCCUGUAAAUGUUGUAGAAAACAGUUGUUUCACAUUCCACUUUGCAAUUGUGUCAUCCUAUUCCAUGUCUGUGGUACGGGUAGCAACAUUCAACAGUAAUUCUUACCACACCGUGGGCCAAUGGGAACUGCAGCCGUUCAACUACUAUAUCUCGGCAUUUGUAAUAUAUGUAAAUAUUUCGUCAGGGCAAUAUGAUGGAAUUCUUAUUGAGGUACAAUCUUACUCAAUGAUCAACUACAACGAACCAAAGGCUGUUGACAAUAUCCAGCUUUUCCCAGGAGAAUGUACAACUGGCGGUGUACAGGUCUUAAAUCUCCUGGAGCUUAUUUCAACAACGACAACAUCUUUCUGGGAAGGCACCACUAAUUAUGGAAAAACAGAGUGGGAGUCGGAGACUUCAACAUGGCCGUCAACAACACCAGCAUGUAGUCAUGACCAGUUUCCUUGCUAUAAUGGGACCUGCAUACCCAUUCUGCAAAUAUGUGAUGGAGUUCCACAAUGUAGUCACAGUGAAGAUGAAUUAAUUUGUUUAACCACAACACCGACUGUAUCCACUACAUGGUCAACAUCCACGCCAAGAUUAACAGCGCCAUGGGUAACAUCAACACAGGACAGUACGACACCACAUCAUACAACUAUGCCAACAUGGUCAACGACAUCAUCUUUAGGCUGUCUAGAUGGAUUUAUCGCUUGCUAUGAUGGAUCUUGCAUACAUUGGUUUCAGUUAUGUGAUGGAAAUCCUGACUGUCUUCGAGGCGAAGACGAGCAAUACUGUUCCACUUCAGGAUGGACAACUCAUGCAACAGGACCAACAACUCCAGUAGGUUGCCAAAUGUGCUCCGAUAACUCCAGUUGUAUAUCGCCGGAACAGAUAUGUGACGGCACCAACGAUUGUGCUGACAGAAUGGACGAAAAUAUAUGUGAAGACUAUCCAUCCGUCCGUGUGUCCGAUCCUCCCGCAACGACCAUAUCAGGGUCUGUUGACCUUGUAUGUACUGUGGAAAACCCUGGCAAUCAUCAGGUGAUAUUAUUUUGGAAAAGCCUUCGGUGGGGGGACAUCUCACGAAACGGGGACUUAAUGGUGGAUAUUUCAUUCAAAAACCUUACUCGAGGAAAAUUUAGCGUGAACCUGACUAACAACGGUACCACAACAACAUACAUCUUAACAGUUGGUGUUGUGGAGCAACAAGAUAUACACGAAGACUUCACAUGCAUUUCGGAUAUCGUUGGCAUUCCUGAGGUGUACUGGCCUUAUCAUAGCGUCCGUCUCAAUAUUCAAGGGGACGGCUGCCUGUCUUUAAACAACGCUGUGUGUCACAAUCUGGGAAUUCGCCGCGUUACACUUCCGUCGUUUGGUGGUGCCACUAGUCUGUCGCAGAUGCAGCAUAGGUUGUCCAUUAUUGAUAACUAUUACAACGGCUCCUCCCCCGACCCAUGCCAUCAUAGUCUGAUGGAGUUGGCGUGUGGAUUACAAGCCACCCCGUGUGUCAACGGCCAGGCUGUACCCGUCUGUAGAGAACACUGUGAAAUGACCAACCGAUUUUGCAGCGGUCAACCUUCAAUUGUAAAUGUAAACAACUCAGACAUAGGCCACUACUGCCAGUUCCUACCCUUCUCCUCGGAUCGCACUUGCAAAGAAGUGUGGAUAGGUUGUGGAGCCACCGUGAAUGUUUCCAGAACCAAUGCAAUGUUUUGGUCUCAAAACUUCCCCAGUGUGCCGUUUGACCGCUCGUGCGCUUACACGUUUAAGACGCAUGGAAUCAUGAUGCUUUUAGCAACAAUCGAGUACUCUCAAGUUAUUGGUGCAGAUUGUGACACGGACUAUAUUGAGGUUGAUGGUCAAAAGUACUGCUACGAUUCACUUGAUAAAUCCAUAGUCAUCUCAAACAAGACGAAGACGACGAUACGUAUUCAAUCGGCAGCAAGCCAGCUUGGUGGCUUUAAAAUAACAGUGUCUGAAGCUUUCCCACCAGGUGUAUGCGACUACAUUGAAACCAGUACUGACACUACUAACUACAAUAGUGUAUAUACGUCAAAAAAGACUGGUAGCUGCAACACAUGGAUAUUCAAUACCACCAAAUGGACAGGUGUUUGGACUCCUUACAAUGUUCAGUAUGUUAUCAACAUAACGUUUACCCAAGCUGGAGAGAGCUGUGUGAAAAUAAUAAGCUUUGCCACAAAGGAGCUUAUCCACACGGUGUGUCCGGAGCAUGUGAACAACACCUACAUGUUGAAUGACAGCGUUCUUUUGGAGGCAGUGGAGGACUUUGUGGUUGAACUUGCUAAUUAUGACAACUGGCUUCCAGAAACAUUCAAUGUUUCUCUUACGGGUGCAAACGGGGACGGACUUGUGUACAUACAAAGAAGUGACGGGGCGACAGGCUACGUAUGUGGGUACAUUUAUCAAACAGAGCGGGACCAUUUGUGCAGGGCAGCUGGUUAUGGAUCUUCUACCGGGUCGUACUAUGCAAGCCCGUCUGCCAACAAGCAGGCCAUCAUGACGAUGCUGACCUGCAGCUCCUCUGCACAGAAAGUGGAGGAAUGCAGAUUUAAUUGGUACGAUGGAUGCAAUCCGAGCUUCGGAGCAUCGUCCUGCAAGUGUGAAAAUCAGCCAAUGCUUAUUGGUCUGCGGUGUGCAAUGCCGAUAAUCUCAUGCAACAUGUCCGGGUCAGACUGUGGCUAUCGUUAUUCACACGCGGAUUUCUAUUUGCAUUAUGCAUACGGGUUGGCUGCAACGAAUUCAAACAUUCGCAGCAGAAUGAUACUAUCCCCUGUUUUCUCGUACCGGACACCAUCUUACGUAACCUUUUCCUAUAUGGUAUCAGGGAAGGAACAACAAAUCUCCGUCAGUUUGCAGGGAACCGAUGGUUCAGAGACAGUACUUCCAUUUGGGCACAUUCCGGUGUCCAGCGGUUUGUAUACUGCAUGUGUGCAGCUGCCAAAUCUCUCCGGAAAGAACGCACAAUUUGCGUUCGAUUUCAAGCGGCUAACUAUCAAUGACAUCUCAUCUAACGGUUCAUCAUCAAGCAGUUCAUUUAUUAUGAGUCUGAAAGAAGUGAAGCUUCAUGCUAACGGAUGCCCAGCUACCUUCCCAAAGAGUAUCUGCCGACUCGACAACCUUGAUGUGUGUGCCUUUGGAGACUCCAUCUGUGUACAACAGGACGUGUGGUCCAUUGCAGAAAACAUGCUCAUCGGGGAUGCAGUAAAUGCUUUUCAAGAUUUGGAGCACUCAUUCAACAUGUCCACUCCUAAUCUGGAUGCAUCACUGCCAUGGUUCCUGGCGUUUAGAUACUCUCAGUCUGGUUAUGGAAUAAGAACCAACGACUUGCAACUCAAAGUCAGAGUUGGAUCCAAACUGCUGUUCUCAGAUAAAAAGUCUAGAUUUGGAACGGAAAAAAUAUGCCUCCCCAUUCCUGCCCAGACUGCGUUCACAGAGGUGAGCUUCAUUCUUCAGACUGGUUUAUCGUCAGGAAAGAUCUACAUCGAUGACAUCAGUUUAGGAAACACAGCUUGCCCACAUCCUGCAGCAUGUGACUUUGAGAUGUCCUCAAUAUGUAACUACACCGUACAACAAUCCUACUACUCCCUGAAUUGGUACAGGACAAGCAACAUGGACCACAGUAAUGCAAAUGGAUAUGGUUAUUCGAUGUAUCUAUACAAUAACUAUGGUAGUGAAGGCCAAUCUUCUAAAUUAUCAACACCAUCGGUUGAACUUCUACACGAAGAUGAACGUUACAAGUGCAUGGAAUUUUAUUACAUUUACACAGAAAGCACCGGUAGAAAUGAAAUAGUACUUACACUAGAGGCAAAUUAUCCCGAUAAUUCCACUCGUAUGUUUGAAAUAGAAAAUACUGAAACAAACUGGACUUUAUUUAACAUCCCUAUAGAAGAGACUUACGACUCUGCUGUGUUUGAAUUUGUUGCAACUCAAAGGGGAUCUGGGACGUCAUAUUAUAGCCAGAUCAUUUACGUCGAUGAUGUGUCCUUUAAGAAGAGGGACUGCACAAUGGGACUUCAGGAUCUGAACAUGUGCAGCUUCACCAACCCACACCUAUGUGACUACGAUGUGAAUUGCACAGCCGGGUCUGGCUUCAUUUGGACCCGUCACUAUGGAAACACAGACACCUUGCUGACUGGGCCUUCGGCAGACGCAGAUGGCUCACCAACAGGCUACUACCUGUAUGUUGAUAAUUCAAUGGGCGAUGCUGGACACAGAUCUAUGGUGUGGUUCCACGUCACCAUGCCAACAGAUAGCACCAACGCGCACUACAUGUUCUCCUAUCACAUGCUCGGCGCCGGAGUCGGUCGACUUGAUACAUUUAUUCAAGCACGAGGCUCGAGCUUAGGACCUGUUCGUAGCAUUCCGUUCGCUCAAUACUGAUCUUUGGUUGGAUUCUGAUUGCUAUGACUUGCCAGAUGGUUUCCAGGGAGAUAUAUUCCUCCGAGCUGUCAGAGGAGACAGUGAAUUUGGAGACAUUGCUAUCGACAAUGUGAAGGUGUUCCAGGGACCUUGUCCAGUAAAGUCAGUAGCUUGCAGUUUUGAGACGGAAACAUGUGGAUACAUUCACACCAGUGGAAGUUGGGAGUUAAAAGAUGGGUCAAUCUCAACCUCCGUUCCUGGGCGCCUUGAUGCUCCGAUGAAUGCA